Molecule: messenger RNA, 651 nt
Organism: Heterostelium album PN500
Lineage: Eukaryota; Evosea; Eumycetozoa; Acytosteliales; Acytosteliaceae
Exons: 2
Coding region: 1-651 (216 amino acids)
Source: RefSeq, a predicted model, not a curated record
AUGAAGUUGAAAAAGAAAUUCCUUUCUAUUAUUUCAUCUGGUGAUAAAGAAAAAGACAAAGAUAAAGAUAAAUCAAAGGACAAAGAUAAAGAAAAAGAAAAAGUAAAAGAUAAAGAUAAAUCAAAGAGUAAAGAAAGAGAUAUUAAUAAUAAGGAUGAUAAAUUAAAAAUUAAAGAUAAAGAAAAAGAUAAAGAAUCAAUCGAUACUACAAAUAAUAAAAAAGAUAAUAAAUUAGAUAGUAAUAGUAAAGACUCGAAAGAAAAUCAUAAUAAUAGUAAUAAUAAUGAAAGUGUAUCACAAAGUGGAAAUAGUCCUUUGAAUAACAAAAAAGAUUCAAAAGAAAAAGAAAGUGGAACUCUUAAGAAUAAACUAUUUAAAUUCAAGAAUUCUUCAAUAAAAGAAUUUGAAUUUAAAUUGGAGUAUAGGAGAUUUGAUGAUGGUGGAGCAUCUAUAUCACGAGGUAAUGAAUAUGAACUUACAACCAUUAGAAUAAGUAAGCAUGGAGUUACAUUAAUCGAUGAACAUGGUAGUGCUGAUUCAUAUACUUAUGCAGAAAUCACUCAAUUCAUGUUGGAUCCUAAUUGGAUGGAUUGGAAAAUCAUAUUAAAGAAUGGAAAUGAAUUAAUUUUCAGAUCUUAUGAAGUAUGUUAA